UGAAUAAAGCUCAUGAAAAAUAUCUGAGACCCCAAAUUGCCUUAACCCAUUUUCUGUGUACAUAAAAUGCGUAAAACCCUUGUUUCUCCAAUUCCCUAACAAACCGGGAAGUGGAAACCCUUGAACUCCAAAUUUUAAAGCAUUUGAAGAAUUUCACUAACGAGAUGGAAAUUGAUUCCGAGUCGGAAAAACCAAGUGUUAAAACCCCAGAAGAAGGCGGUUCAAUGCAAAUGAAUUCCUCGGAAAAAAAGGGAGGCGAUGAUGAAAAAGAGCAGCUUGCUGGUAUUAUGGACAAGUUAAAUAUCGAGUCAUCUUCGUCCGGCUUCAAGAAAAAACCAGUAAUUAUCAUUGUUGUUGGAAUGGCAGGGAGUGGGAAAACGACGUUGCUUCAUAGGCUUGUUUGCCAUACUCAAGCUUCGAAUAUUAGGGGUUAUGUGAUGAAUCUUGACCCUGCUGUAAUGACCCUUCCAUUUGGUGCUAAUAUUGAUAUAAGAGAUACUGUUAAAUACAAGGAAGUUAUGAAGCAAUUCAAUCUUGGACCUAAUGGUGGAAUCCUUACAUCACUCAAUUUAUUUGCUACCAAAUUUGAUGAGGUUAUAUCGGUAAUUGAGAGGCGAGCAGAUCAACUCGACUAUGUUCUUGUGGAUACUCCCGGGCAGAUUGAGAUAUUUACUUGGUCUGCUUCAGGAGCUAUCAUUACAGAAGCAUUUGCUUCAACGUUUCCUACUGUUGUCACUUACGUAGUUGAUACACCUCGUUCAUCAAGUCCGGUUACCUUCAUGAGCAACAUGCUUUAUGCUUGUAGCAUACUUUACAAGACACGGUUGCCUCUUGUAUUAGCAUUCAACAAGGUUGAUGUUGCACAACAUCAGUUUGCUUUGGAGUGGAUGGAAGAUUUCGAGACAUUUCAAGCGGCAAUAAGUUCAGAUACUACGUACACAUCAACUCUAACUCAGAGCCUCUCGCUCUCUCUUGAUGAAUUUUACAAGAAUUUACGAUCGGUUGGAGUGUCUGCGAUUUCUGGUGCUGGAAUGAAUGAAUUCUUUAAAGCCAUUGAAGCCUGUGCCGAGGAAUACAUGGAAACUUACAAGGCUGAUCUGGACAAGAGACGAGCAGAAAAACAACGCCUAGAGGAAGAACGCCGGAAAGAGAGCAUGGAUAAGUUGAGGAGGGAUAUGGAACAAACGAGAGGCGAAACCGUUGUCUUGAGUACUGGUUUGAAAGACAAAGAUGGAAGAAGAAAUACAAUGAUGGAUCCUGAAGAUGAAGUGGAAGAACCAGAAGAUGAAGAUGAUUAUGACAGGUUCACCGACGAGGAUGAAGAUCUUAUCCGGGAGGAUGAAGAUGAAGAGAUUGCCAGGUUCUCCUUUUAGGAAUUGUUUAGCACCGGCAAGUCUAGCAUCUACGAUGAAAUUGAACUGGAUUUGUUGUGUCAGUAAAUUCUCUUUAAACUAAACUUCUUGGAUGACCUACCCCAAUCCAUGAUCUAUGCAUUAUUUUGGGUGAAAAUUGUAGGGUGCUUAAGAACAAAAUGUUUUUGGAUGAAAAUGUUUAUAUUUUUUGUUCA
Gossypium raimondii (Peruvian cotton) is the source of this 1567-nucleotide messenger RNA. Its product is annotated as GPN-loop GTPase QQT2. Bases 165 to 1373 code for a protein of 402 amino acids. Lineage: Eukaryota; Viridiplantae; Streptophyta; Magnoliopsida; Malvales; Malvaceae. Gene Ontology annotation, molecular function: GTPase activity. The record is from RefSeq and is a predicted model, not a curated record. The transcript is spliced from 7 exons.